GGGGGUGGGGUCGUGGCUCAGACGUCGCGGCAGGACAAGGAUGGACGACGGUUAAUGUCUGUGCGGUCGUCGCCAUAUAAGGGAAGUCCGGACGGCACUUGUAUCGGACAGGUUGUGUCCUUGCCUUUAGUUAAGCGACACAACUAUCAUUCCCAAAAAACGAGCAGCCCUAUUGCCGUCCUCUAUGACCAUAUACGAAGUGAAAUCACAUACAGUCACCUCGAGCAGAAGGAAGCAAGAAAAGAAAAUGACAUCGGACGAAGAGCUGGGACCGCUGGUCAGGCUCUGGGGCAUCAGGCUGGACCAGCUACCGCCAACGACGGCCAAAGCGGACGAGCUGGCGCCGUUUCUCGGCUCGAUCCUGCGCGAGGCGAUCCGGCUCCUCGACUCGGCCGUACCCAGGGCAUCGACGCCGGGGCCCCAAGACGCCAAGGCGACGGCGUGGAAGAGCAAGGGACGCAGGAGGCCGGCGGGCAGCCGGGCGGAGGUAGAGCUGCUGGAGCGGACCUUUUCGGCGGCGGAGCUCGCGCGCGUCUCCUCCUCCUCCUCCUCCUCCUCCUCCCUCGUCGUCGGCCACAGGCCGACAGAGCGCAUACGGGCAGAGACGUGGAUCGGGCGGCGGUCGGUGCACGACGACGGCGACGACGGCGACGGUGGCAGCAGAGACGAGGCGGCGGGGGGCUUGGCCAGCUGGGCCGAGUUCCGCGACGGCCUCAAGGACCGACACGCCGAGGCCGAGGCGACCUUCACGCCGAGCAUCGCGGCACACCGGAGGGCGGCGGCGUGGGACUGCGGGGGCGUCGAGGUCGAGGUGGCGGCGGGUGGUGCGGCUGGGGAGGAGGCAACGACGACGACGUGGGGCGACUUCACGCUCGCCGUGGAGGAGGCCAGGCACCGCAUCGGGCGGCCGCUGCUCAGGGACCGAGUGUUUGCCGUGCUGCAGCUCACGAGCGCCGUCGUCGCCGCGCCGGCUGGCGGUGGGGACGAGUUUGUGGUUGUGAGCAUACCAAUCGUCGACGAGGCCGAGGGCGAGCGGGAAGCUGGGACGGUCACGGGGAAGGGGAACGGAAAGGGAAAGGAGAAGGAAGCAGGGGCGGAGGCGGAGGCGGAGGCAGAAGUGGCCAGGAAGCUUCUGCCCGUCCUGGAGCUGGCUCGGGACGGCGGGGUGGUUGUCGGGGCCUACGUCAGCGUCGAGCGGGUGCGGCGGCUGGGGGCGGGCGAGGCCGAGGCCGAGGCCGGGAAGAUCGAGUGGGUCAUGGCCACGGCCUCGGACGCGCGCGGCGUGCUGCCCGCCCGGGUGCAGGCCAUGGCGGUGCCGAGCCAGAUCGUCAAGGACGUGCCCUGGUUCCUGGCGUGGGCCGCGCAGCAGAGGCCGGCGCCCGAGGCCGUAUGA
Gaeumannomyces tritici R3-111a-1 is the source of this 1393-nucleotide messenger RNA. RefSeq lists its product as hypothetical. Bases 185 to 1393 code for a protein of 402 amino acids. NCBI's taxonomy places the organism in Eukaryota, Fungi, Ascomycota, Sordariomycetes, Magnaporthales, Magnaporthaceae. The record is from RefSeq and is a predicted model, not a curated record. The transcript has a single exon.